Molecule: messenger RNA, 5108 nt
Organism: Biomphalaria glabrata
Lineage: Eukaryota; Metazoa; Mollusca; Gastropoda; Planorbidae
Exons: 34
Coding region: 220-4071 (1283 amino acids)
Molecular function (GO): oxidoreductase activity; FAD binding; iron-sulfur cluster binding
Source: RefSeq, a predicted model, not a curated record
AUUCAUAUGAAGCAGAGUGCAAGGGGGAGCUUAUCAGCGUCUGUCUUGUGGUAAUUAUAACGUAUGAUUAACUGGUUAGAGUUGUAGCCCUUGAGAAAAUAGUUCAAAAAGGGUUUUUGAUGAAUUCGGCCCUACAAUUAGAUAGUUUAAUUAUUAAAAGAGAGUUCCUGGACUUAACAGAUAUUCGGUGGAUUUAGAAUUCAGUGGACAAGUGGUGAAAUGGACAUAGAGUUUCACAUCAAUGGACAAAGACACGUCGUCCCUAAUACGUAUCCAUCCACAACUACACUGAAUGACUACAUCAGAAAUGUGGCCGGACUCAAGGGCACCAAAGUCAUGUGCAAGGAGGCCGGGUGCGGGUGCUGUGCAGUCACCGUCAGCUACGCCCCUGAUGGGGACAAGAUUCAAACGAUGAGCAUCAACUCGUGUCUGUGUCCACUAUACAGUGUAGACGGAUGGCAAAUCACCACUGUAGAAGGUAUCGGGAAUCAGAAAGAUGGAUUCCAUCCUAUUCAGGAGAGGAUAGCCAAAUUUAAUGGAACACAGUGUGGCUAUUGUACACCUGGGUUUGUUAUGUCUAUGUAUGGGCUGUUACAUCAAGUACCACAACCUACACAGCAGGAAAUAGAAGAUGGAUUCGAUGGUCACGUGUGUCGAUGCACAGGUUACAGGUCAAUCCUGGAUGCCAUGAAGUCCUUCGCAGUAGAUUCCACAGGGGCGUCAACACAAUGUAUAGACAUAGAGGAUCUGAACAAAAAGCUAUGUCCUAAGACCGGUCAACCUUGCAAUGGUCAGAAAAGUGGCAAGAAAGGAUCGUGUUCUUCCAGUGGUGAUAGAACGUCCAGUCCUUUUAGUUCCCUCUCACUCGAACUGAAAGAUGGACGCUGGUAUCGACCUGUGAAUAUGAAGGAACUGGGCAAGGUCAUGCAGCAGCACAAGACCCACGACAUCAAGUGUAUUUUUGCUAACACAGCUUCAGGUAUUUUCAAACAUGAAGAGCCACAUGAAAUCUACAUUGAUCUCAGAGCAGUGAAGGAGCUGUACCUGUACAGUGAAUCUAAACAAAGCGUAACAUUCGGCGCUGGCACUACACUGACAAAGCUGAAGGAAAGAUUACAGGCACUACAGACUACGCCUGGUUACCACUACUUCCCCAAGGUCAUAAGACACAUCAAGGUCAUCGGGGGCACGUUGCUAAGAAACGCUGGCAGUAUGGCGGGGAAUUUAAUGAUCAAACACGCAAACCCAGGUUUUCCAUCUGACCUCUUCACUGUUUUGGAAGCCAUUGGAGCCAAGGUUGACAUCUAUGACAGUAAGUCCAACAAAACGACAAAGUAUAGCCUCAUGGAGUUUCUCAGGAAAGUGGACAUGAAACGGAAAGUUAUUGUAAGCAUAGACAUACCUAAAUGGGAGCCUAAUGACCACUACCGAUCCUUUAAGAUCACGCCACGGUGGCAGAAUGCACAUGCCUACAUAAACGCAGCCUUCAAGAUAACUGUGGUAGAUAGGAAGAUACAUGGAAAACCAAAUUUUGUUGUUGGUGGAAUCAGUGCUAAUGUGGUUCACGCCAUUAAGGCUGAGGAGUUUAUUGCUAACAAGACUCUGUCUGAUGAAGUCAUCAAUGAGACGUUAAAGAUAAUGUAUGCCGAAUUAGAUCCAGUAGAAGAGUCUUUGAUAGCUUCACAGAAAUACAGGAGGGAGUUGUCUGUCAAUUUAUUAUACAAGACUUUGUUGGAAGUGUACAAGCCUAGUAAGUAUACUUUACAAUCAGGGGCAGUGAGCUUGGAAAGACCACUCUCUUCUGGUUUACAAACAUACAAAGAGAGAAAAGAAGACUUUCCACUGAGGCAACCUCUGCCCAAGAAAACAGCACCACUGCAGGCUUCCGGUGAAGCAGUGUAUGUUAAUGACAUGCCAAUAUUCCAACAUGAGCUACAAGCUGCACUGGUCAUCUCAGAUGUUGCUGUUGGCAAGAUACAUAAAGUGGACACAACAUCAGCUCUGAAAAUACCUGGUGUGGUUAAGUAUAUUGGUGCAGCUGAUCUACCUAGAGAUGGUGUCAACAAUUACAUUCCAAAAUUUUUCAUGUUUCCUGGAUGGGAAGAGGAGCUGUUUGCAACUAAAGAUGUGGAAUAUGCUGGUCAAGCCAUUGGAAUUAUCUUGGCAGAGACACAAGCUCUAGCUGAAGAAGCUGCAAGAAAGGUCAAGGUUACUUUUGGUGAUGUCCAAAGACCUGUGCUAGAACUGGAAGAUGCCAUUGAAAGAAAUACUAUAUUUGCUCCUGCGACUGCUGAAAAAUUGAUUGGAGAUGCAGAAGGUGCUAUGCAAUUGGCUGACGUCAAAGUGGAAGGUACGGUAAAAGAAGGGACGCAAUAUCAUUUCUAUAUUGAAAACCAGGUAGCCUUGAGUGUUCCAACAGAAGAUGGUAUGGACAUUUACUGCGCCACUCAGUGUGCAGAUGUUGUACAGAGAUCCGUGGCUCAAGUUUUAGGAAAACCAAUGAAUUAUUUUAAUGUAACAGUCCCAAGACUUGGUGGAGCUUUUGGUGGUAAGAUAGUUCAUACCUGUGCCAUUGGUGCAGCAACUGCUCUUGGGUCAGAGGUAACAGGAAGGCCUGUUCGACUUAAUAUCAACUUGUCCACCAACAUGAAAUUCAACAGUAAACGCUUUCCUAUACUUGCCAAGUACAAGGCUGGUUGUGACCGUAGUGGUAAACUUAAAGCCAUCAUACUAGACAUCUAUGUUGAUGCUGGUAUUCGACCAACGCCUAUGGUGUUUGACUUUAUUCCUCUACUUGACCAAGGUUAUUUCUGUCCAAACUGGAAGAUUCGACUUAUGCAAAUGAGAACAAACAAACCUGUAGGUGCAGCCACAAGAGGCCCAGGUUCUGUGCCUGCAUCUUUGAUCAUGGAGACCAUCAUGGAACAUCUAGCUAAAGAAUUAGGUCAGCACCCGAUCCUGUUUAAAGAAAUCAAUGUCUAUGAGAAAGGGCAGACUGAUGUAGAAGGGAUUGAACUAACAACUUGCACAUUGAAAGAAAUCUGGACAAGACUGAAGCAAGUAGCAGAAGUGCCAAUUAGGAUGGAGGAUGUACAAAGAUAUAAUAAGAAUAACUUGUGGCGUAAAAGGGGCAUAACUAUGUGCGCAGUGAAAUAUGCCAUGCAGUGGUUUCCCCCUAGUUUCCCAACUCAUGUAUCGGUAUUUUCUGGAGAUGGCACUGUGACUGUCUUAACCUCUGGUGUGGAAAUGGGUCAAGGUCUUUACAUGAAGGUGGCCCAAGCUGUGGCUCAUACAUUAAAGGUUCCUCUUGAUUCUGUCAAAGUCAGACCCAACCAGAACAAUGUGACGCCAAACUCUUGGAUGACUGGAGGAAGCACUGCUAGUGAACGCAGUGUCGCAGGUGCCAUUGGAGCAUGUAAUAUUCUCAAUGAUCGCCUGGCUCCCCUGCGGGAAAAAAUGCCAGAUGCUGAUUGGAAAGGUUUGGUCGGAGCUGCAUUCAUGAGUAGCAUUGACCUUCAAGCAACAAGCAGUCACUUUAACAAUGGACCUAUCACUGUCUACUUCACAUACAUGACUGGGGUGGUAGAGACAGAAGUGGAUGUGCUGACUGGGGAACAUCAAGUCCGACGUGUGGACAUCAUGGCAGACUUUGGAGAGAGCAUGAACCCAACAGUGGACAUUGGUCAGAUAGAGGGAUCUUUUGUCAUGGGACUUGGAGCCUACCUGACGGAGGAAGUUCUUUAUGACAAAGUCUCUGGUGUUGUGCUUAAUGAUGGAACAUGGGAAUACAAACCACCAACAACUAAAGAUAUUCCUAUAGAUUGGAGAAUUCAUUUGUUACCUGACGCACCAAAUGCUAAUGGAAUCUUGAGUUCUAAAGCUGUUGGGGAACCACCUAUUGGGUUAGCUGUCGGAGCACUGUUAGCCAUAAAGUCUAGCUUGGAGUCUGUUAGAGAGGAACUGAAUGGACAGAAAAACUUUCUCCCUGUUGAAGCGCCAUUUACAGUAGAAAAAAUCCAACAAGCCAGUAAUAUCAAAUUAGAGCAUCUGCGAGUUGGAGCCCAAAUAUAAAUAACAUACUCAUACUAAAAUGUAUUUUAGUUCUGCACAUAUGACUUUAAACAGUAAACAUGUUUUUUUUAUUUUUGUUAAAUUUUGUACUUAUGAUCAUUUUAUAAUUUAUUUACCUUUCUUUGCCUGUAACUCAGCACUGUAAUAUUUGAAUUAUUUUGUAAUGCAAAGUAUUAUAUGUCAUUUUUUUACUGCUAGUUCCAAAUGUCAAAGACAUUGACCAAAACUACUGAACAUUGAACCUGACAUUCUUUUAAAAUGUACAUCUAACAUGACAUUCCAUUGAAACUUUUAAAAGUUUGUUUUUGUCUUUGUUAUUGAUUUCUUUAUUUUGAGAUGUUUUGUUUUUUUACAGUUCCUUCUAAUUAGCCUGCUAAUUCUUCAUGGACGGAUAUUGGAAGCUGGAAAUGUAUUUAGAAAAAAGAAAUUUAGAAAUUUAAUAGUUUAAUCUAUGGGGAAAAAAAUAGCCGCCUGAUUUGCUACACAGUGAAAACUAUGGUUAGGCUGUUAAAAUGUUUCAAAAUAUAAUCAUGUUCAAAUUAAAUGUAGGUUACUUCUUUUUUAACAUGACUUUAGUUUGAAUGACCUCUCGACUCAAAUAUUUCUGUGUAUUCAAUUAAAAUUGAAUAAAUAUGCUAUUGCAUAUUCAAAUUUUGCACACCAUCUCAUGUAGAAAUAAAAUGCUCAUUAAGUUCAGGAUUGCUUUUUUCUUUUUGCAUAUUGCAGCCAUUGACUGGUUAUUACUAUGAACAUAACAAUUAAACACAAACAUUUUUAUAGCUUGAUACACUUUUAAAAUAUUUUUUCAACCUUUAUGGUAUAUUUUUCUACACAAAAAAUACUUCUACUAUUAUUUUGCUAUUGCAGUUUUAAAAAAAAGGUUUUUGGCACUAAAAAAGAAAAAUUACAUUACAGGGUUCAGUAUAUUAUUUUUUUUAAACUAAUUUUUGAUACUUUUUGUUAACCCUUUAAAAUUAUUGUUAAGUUUCUUGUUUCUUAUGUCAACAUUUAAAAUUACAUUCUUAUAUGCAUCAGUA